AUGUGGACGCGGGCCGUGUGGCUGGGCCUUCGGGCAGCAGCGGGCGGGCGCCGGGGCUUCACCUCCAAGGCCGAUCCUCAGGGAAGCCGCCAGGUCACGGCCGAGCUGAUCGAGCACCUGGAGCGGCUAGCGCUUGUGGACUUCAGCAGCCAGGAGGCCGUGGCACGCCUGGAGAAAGCCAUCGCCUUCGCCGACCGGCUCCGCGCCAUGGACACAGACGGGGUGGAGCCCAAGGAGUCAGUUCUGGAGGACAGGUGUCUGUACUUGAGUUCCGACAAUGUGGUAGAAGGCAACUGUGCUGAAGAACUACUACAAAACUCCCAUCGAGGUGUGGAGGAGUAUUUUGUGGCUUCCCCAGGUAAUAUCUCUUGGCCAAAGCUGGAUGAAAAAGAGCCCUUCUCACACCACUGAGUAGCUAUUCUGGGAAGGGGUGCCCUCUAAAAACGUGGAAGUGCAAUGACUAUUUUGUUAUGAACACUAAUGUUCCCACUUCCUUCAGUCACCUGAAAAAAGUGAUGGUUAGGUAUCUUUUAGUAACUAACUCUUUUGAAGACAGAAUUGGGAAAGAUCUAGCCAAAAUAAGGCAAAGAGUCCCUGAUGCCAACGGAAGAGCACACGU
Molecule: messenger RNA, 619 nt
Organism: Balaenoptera musculus (blue whale)
Lineage: Eukaryota; Metazoa; Chordata; Mammalia; Artiodactyla; Balaenopteridae
Product: glutamyl-tRNA(Gln) amidotransferase subunit C, mitochondrial-like
Exons: 2
Coding region: 1-411 (136 amino acids)
Biological process (GO): regulation of translational fidelity; glutaminyl-tRNAGln biosynthesis via transamidation; mitochondrial translation
Cellular component (GO): mitochondrion; glutamyl-tRNA(Gln) amidotransferase complex
Molecular function (GO): glutaminyl-tRNA synthase (glutamine-hydrolyzing) activity
Source: RefSeq, a predicted model, not a curated record